This is a messenger RNA of Alternaria alternata, 2262 nucleotides long. Its product is annotated as ankyrin. Bases 1 to 2262 code for a protein of 753 amino acids. The transcript has 5 exons. Gene Ontology annotation, molecular function: protein binding. The record is from RefSeq and is a predicted model, not a curated record. Lineage: Eukaryota; Fungi; Ascomycota; Dothideomycetes; Pleosporales; Pleosporaceae.
AUGGCCGUAGGAUUUGGAUUCUCGGUGGGAGAUCUUAUUGCCGUGGGAAAGCUGGCUCACGAUAUCGCGGUUGCUUUGAGUGACUGCCGGGGUGCUUCUGCGGAAUACAGCUCCUUGAUUGAACUCCUCGGAUCUCUGAAGACGUCUCUCGGUCUGAUCAAUAACUUCAUAUCAAGUUUACCUAUCGCCACAUCUUCGCGGGUGGACCAAGCUUUUAUGAACGGUAUUCUGUUCCAUGCUGGAUGCUGUUAUAGGCUACUGAACGAAUUUGCUGCGGACUCUCGAAAGUACACUCAAAGCUUGCUGAAUGGCAAUGGUGCUAAGACGAAAAUUGCAUUUCGGAAGAUCAAAUGGUCUCUAUACAGCGCAGAAGAUAGCCGACGGUUGGAGCGAAGACUAAGCACGCACAUGGAUGCUUUUGAUCGCUACCUCCUUGCAAUCAACAUUCAAACUGAAACCAAUUUCGCGGAAGAGUCUCGAGGACAAGUCAAUCAAAUCUCCAUGAAAGUGGCAGCGAUAUUCGACACGGUCCAAACCACGAAGAAUAUGAUGCCUAAGAUGCUCGGAUAUCCAUGGGAAGGCGACGUCCUCUCUUCGCAUGUUCACAUCGAGGACGUGUUGGGUAGACCGAUAGUUCUACCAAUCAUGCUUUGUCGUACAAGAGAAACGUUGAAAAGCACCAUGAGAAUCAUGUUCUCUGAUCACCCCGGGUUGAAGGAAGUAGUGGAAGGCAAGUUUGAGCUCGUUGACAAGCAAAACCAGGUUACAAUCUUCGAUGGCCGCGGUAAUACGCCUGGGAUGGAGAAUCCUUAUUCUCCUUCGGAUGCUGUCCAACCUGGCGCUAAGCUGUUGAUGAAUAUCUUGCGUGUAAAGACUAUUCAUGCUCCAAAAGCCUCCUUAGUCACUUCCGUUCGAACCCUUGAGACCUGCCCAAGAUGUGGCUUCGCAACUCCUGGCAGGCGAUUCAGAAAAUGCGAGAAUUGUGACAUGGACUUCAAGAAGUCUAUACAAGAGGUCUCUGGACCGAUGCCGAGGGUGGUCGAGUUACGUGAUUGGCCAGAAAAAUUCCCACGUGCAAAUGUAGAUGCUGCACCACCCUUAGACUACGGACCUAUGGAAUUAUCCAAUCAAGACAUGGACACUAGAUAUAUUCGACGUGUCCAUGAAAUUACGGAGCAUCUCGUCCCUAUCCAGUACUGUGCCAACCACUUUGGUAAUUCAAGGCUUCCCUUAAUCCAAGCAGUUGGUCAAGGAGAUCUUCAUUGGGUCAGACAAAUACUGCUGGAGACCGAUACCGACCCAAACACUAGAAGUUUCCAAGGUUGGACAGCUUUACAACAAGCCUGCGCUAUUGAGGCCGAUUCUCCAGGGAGCAAAAACCAGGAAGCUAUCGUCAGGCUAUUAAUGUCUCAGGGUGCAGAUGUUAACGCUGUCCGUGGCGAGGGUUACGCCAGAACAGCACUACAAGCAGCAUGCGAGUGUGGAAACGAAAGGAUCGUAGAUCUGUUAUUAGAGAAAGGUGCUGACGUCAAUGAAGAUGUUGGUUCUUUCGGUGGACGAAGCUCUCUAGCAUCUGCUGUUUGGGCACGCCAUAUCGGGAUUGUGAAAAAACUUCUCGAUCGAGGUGCAGACAUUAAUCAACCAAAGAGCGAGGAGCUUGGACAUACCGCGCUAUCGGCUGCGGCUCAGCUAGGAAAUCUCGAGAUGGUAAAUUUUCUAAUUGAAAAUGGGGCAGACACACAAGGGUCUGCUGGCUCGUUUGCUUUGGAAAAGGCCAUAUAUUGGGACCGGCUAGACGUGGCACAACGCCUUCUCGAGCUAGGCCUAGACGUCAACUAUUGCACUGAUGGCCCCGCGCCUCUGCACUCAGUAGAAUCCAUGGAUAUGUUAAACCUGCUGGUUUCUUACGGAGCUCGCUUCGAUUUACCUGGCUCCAACGCCUCUGGACGUACUGCAUUACAACAGGCUGCACGGUAUCAUAGCCUCGAUCUAGUCACUGAACUCAUACGUCUGGGCUCCGAUGUUCAUCAUCCUGGUCCGCCAAGAGGUGGUAGGAGUGCGCUGCAAGCAGCCGCUUCAAGAUGGUACGGAGAUCAUCUUCGCAUAAUGAGCUGUCUCGUCGAAGAGCACGGUGCGGAUGUCAACGAACCACGUGCGGAAGAAGAAGGAUAUACAAGUCUUGAAGCAGCGUGUAAUGCGACAGUCGGGCAGAAGCGCCAACGGAGUAUUGAUAGUGUCAAGUUUCUGGUCGAGAAAGUCUGA